Molecule: messenger RNA, 1501 nt
Organism: Helianthus annuus (common sunflower)
Lineage: Eukaryota; Viridiplantae; Streptophyta; Magnoliopsida; Asterales; Asteraceae
Product: protein OSB2, chloroplastic
Exons: 8
Coding region: 115-1332 (405 amino acids)
Biological process (GO): positive regulation of helicase activity; mitochondrial DNA replication
Cellular component (GO): mitochondrial nucleoid
Molecular function (GO): single-stranded DNA binding
Source: RefSeq, a predicted model, not a curated record
ACCCUAAAUUUUGAUAGUUUUAAACCCCAAAAAACAACCCUGAACAAAAGUGGCCCCCAAAAUGUCCGUUUGGUUCUAAUCUCCUCCGCCGUAACGACCGUCAUCGCCGCCGUCAUGAACACCAUCCGCCGAGCAAUCACCACCGAGCGAAACCGCCUCCUCAAACUCACCACUCCAUCAAUCAUCCAACAACAACACUCAUUCUCCACUACCGGUAAAACCAAAAGCACUAUAAAAACCCUCAAGUUCUCCAAAACCAGUGCUCCGGAACUAAAACCACCGUCGAAAACUACUACAGCAUCAACGUUAAACGACGCCGUUGUGAAGGAACCGGUGACGUGGCCAAAACCUAGCGAGAUACCGUGGCAAGCGAAGGUGGUUAAUUCGGUUAAUUUGAUCGGGCGGGUUAAGAUUCCGGUUCAGUUUGAAGCUUCUUCUGAUGGUAAAAGUUGGGCCGGUACUAUUGUGUCUCAAGAUGAUGGUUCUGAAUCGUCCGGUUCUAUGACGUCAUUCUGGAUUCCAGUAAUAUUUGAAGGUGACCUGGCACAUAUUGCAAUGUGCCAUCUGAAGGAAAAGGAUUAUGUUCAUGUAGCUGGUCAUUUAAGCGUCGAUGUUCCACCAUUUAAAUUAAGUGAAGUUCAAGCUAAUGUCCAGGUGAUGGCGCAUAGUAUCGAGUUUGUGCAAAAUUCUCAAUCAAAGAAAAUAUCUACGUCAGGCGAGCUGGAUAGGGGCACCACUAAGAACUCAGGGGAUGUGGCAUUUGAAGAAGAGAAUUAUGCCAAGUUACGUGAUGAUUCCAAAUCAUCUCCAGUCCGUAACUUUAAAGAUACGAGACAUUUGCAAUCUGAUCAUAAAGUUGAUAAACAAAGCUUUCAUGCUUCAUGGAGGGAUCUUAUGACUAAUUCCAAACUGUGGGUUGAUUAUCGUGAAAAGAAGAGCAACGGCUUGGUGAAACCGAAUUACCCAGACUUCAAACACAAAGACACCGGUGCUGGGCUGUGGCUUAACAAAGCACCAGUCGGGGUUUUACAAGGGCUUGGUCAGUUAGAAUUUUUUGGUACUCCUAACCGUACUCCUAACAGUACUCCUAACAGUACGCCAAAAAAGGGUGAAAAGGGCGCUGAUUCUUGGAAACAUUUGAUUGAAAAUCCUAAAAAAUGGUGGGACAACAGAGUGGAUAAGAGAAAUGUGAAGGGACCGGACUUUAAAAACAAAGAUACCGGUGAAGCUCUAUGGCUUACAGAUGCACCCUCCUGGGCGUUAUCCAGCUUGCCACCUUUGGCUGCUAAAACCGUUGAUGUAAAUACGAAAAAGAAAUGGGCGCCUUAUUAAUUUCAAGAUCCAAAUCUGACAAUGGAAGAUGGUAGAUCUGUUUUUUUUUUUCUUAUUUAUAUUUUAACUCGUAUUGUUUAAAAAGGUAAGGAACUUUUUUAACGUCUGUAUAUUUGAUCGUUCAUAUUUAUGAUGGAUGAAGUUAAUGUGGUUACACCCAUUUUGCGAA